Pyrus x bretschneideri (Chinese white pear) is the source of this 1781-nucleotide messenger RNA. RefSeq names its product equilibrative nucleotide transporter 3-like. Bases 1 to 1260 code for a protein of 419 amino acids. Gene Ontology annotation, biological process: nucleoside transmembrane transport. Gene Ontology annotation, molecular function: nucleoside transmembrane transporter activity. The record is from RefSeq and is a predicted model, not a curated record. Lineage: Eukaryota; Viridiplantae; Streptophyta; Magnoliopsida; Rosales; Rosaceae. The transcript has 9 exons. Gene Ontology annotation, cellular component: plasma membrane.
AUGGCAAGCCCUGAUGUAAAUGCACCCCCACCAAAGCUUGAGGGGAAGUAUGCUGCAAUGGUAGUGUGUUGGCUUCUUGGAAAUGGAUGCCUCUUUUCAUGGAACAGCAUGCUCACAAUUGUAGAUUACUAUGUUUACUUGUUCCCGCGGUACCAUCCCUCGAGGGUACUUACAGUGGUAUACCAGCCAUUCGCAGUUUUAACAAUCAUUGUACUGUCAUACCAUGAGGCAAAGAUCAAUACGAGGAAGCGAAACCUAUUAGGAUACAUUCUGUUUUUCUUAAGUUCUCUGUUGGUGCUAGUUUUGGAUUUAGCCACAUCCGGGAAAGGAGGUCUUGGAACUUUCAUCGGAAUUUGUGCAAUUAGCGCUGUCUUUGGAAUUGCAGAUGCUCAUGUACUAGGAGGAAUGGUUGGAGACCUCUCUUUCAUGCCAGUAGAGCUCAUCCAAUCUUUCCUUGCUGGUUUGGCUGCAUCAGGAGCUCUAACCUCUGCUUUGAGGUUGAUUACAAAGGCAGCAUUUGAGAAUUCCCAAAAUGGUCUUAGAAAGGGAGCCAUUUUGUUCUUUGCCAUCACUUCAUUCUUUGAGCUUCUCUGCAUUCUCCUCUACGCUUUUUCUUUUCCAAAACUGCCAAUUGUUAAGUACUAUCGCUCUAAGGCAGCUUCCGAAGGAUCUAAAACUGUUUCAGCUGACCUUGCCGCUGGUGGCAUCCAAACAUUGGCUGAAGCAACACAGGAUGAGGAGAAUCUUAGAGAAUGUGAUCGACUUGGAAACAAACAGUUGUUGCUUCAAAACAUUGAUUAUGCACUUGACAUGUUUCUAAUCUAUACACUCACUUUGUCAAUAUCCCCCGGAUUCUUAUCAGAGGACACUGGAUCUCACAGUUUGGGAACAUGGUAUGCACUUGUUUUGAUUGCACUGUACAAUGUGUGUGAUCUCAUCGGAAGAUACAUUCCGCUAGUGAAAUUCCUGAAGUUGGAAUCGCGGAGAGGGCUCAUGACCGUCAUUCUUUCGCGCUUCUUACUUGUCCCGUGUUUCUACUUCACAGCCAAGUAUGGUGACCAAGGCUGGAUGAUCAUGCUGACAUCCUUCUUAGGUUUAACCAAUGGUUACCUCACCGUCUGCGUCCUUACUUCAGCACCUAAGGGCUACAGGGGGCCGGAGCAAAAUGCUUUGGGAAAUCUUCUGGUGUUGUUCUUGCUUGGAGGUAUACUAGCAGGGGUGGUACUUGACUGGUUGUGGCUUAUAGGCAAGGGCUGGUAAAGGAUGGAUAUGGUAUUAGCUCACUUGAAGAUUGUGAUUUUUUUAAUGGUCAUGAUUUCCAGGAGAAAAUAUGCUGGAUUUAUGAUUCUUUUUUAUUGGUGAUUCAUUGAUUAAUGAGUAAGAAAACGAUAGAGUUUUUUUUUUUUCCUUUUUUUUUUUUUUUUAUCACAAGACAUUUUUAGGAAGGAUGGAAGUAAGUCAUUGCUUUUGUCUUGUAUUUUGGGACUAGUGAACUGUAAUACAUGUACAGUAAAAUUGUUUUUUGAGGAAAUUGGGAAUAAAAGGGAUUGGCUCCCACUUCACACUUCCCAAUUUUGUGACAUAAAAUUGAACUCGAUCAGUUAUAAAAUCUUUUGAUAUAUUUUUUUUGCAUGUCUAUUGUUAGUCAUUCUACACAAAUGAUAAAAAUAAUUGCGCUACUAAGGAUUAGUUAAGUUGAUAAGAAUUAUUUUCUUCGCUAGUUCAAGAUUUAAGUUUGAAUCUGAUCACUGACAAUAUCUCUUGGUAAGCGAUGAAAAUCA